Molecule: messenger RNA, 1203 nt
Organism: Colletotrichum orchidophilum
Lineage: Eukaryota; Fungi; Ascomycota; Sordariomycetes; Glomerellales; Glomerellaceae
Exons: 1
Coding region: 1-1203 (400 amino acids)
Source: RefSeq, a predicted model, not a curated record
AUGGCGGCAACCGCGACCACGGCAGCGGUAACGGCAUCUAUCAGUACCAAUACGCAUCAGACUGUCGUUGUCACAAGCUUCCCUUUCAACCCCUUGACGACCCAGUUCGCACAGCCAACCCAGUGCGAUGGCAUCUACUAUGGCGACGUCUACAUGGUCGACCCCCAAGACGAAUGUUUGCCCACAAGCCUCAAUAAGCAGGAGACUGCUUACUUCUCCCCCGGCUAUGUGUGCCCGCAGGGCUACAUGACCGCCAAGGUCGACAACAUUGGUGUCCACAGCAUCACUACGGUCACUUGCUGCCCAUAUCGCAGCGAUAUCAUCCUUUCCGCCGUCGACCCCGCCACUCUCGCCGGUCAAUGGGCCAAUCUUUUCUGCACGUGGAUUGCCCCUGAGGCUACGCGCAUCGACAUCACUCACACUGACGACGGCCGCACCUGGACUGAACAGGCGCUUAUGACCCCUCCUGGUGGUGUAAAUGCUUACGGCGUACGCAUGGUCUAUCAGUCGUCCGAUGUAGAAUUUGCAAGCGCGACAGCGGCGAGCGGCACAGACUGGGACAUUGUGAGGACGAAUACAGGAUUAAUCACGGGGACCGCAGCCACAGCAAGAGCGACCGCAUCCGGGUCAUCCGAGCUGUCCACCGGCGCCGCCGUUGCGAUCGCGGCUGUCGUGCCGGUCGUUUUCAUCGGAUUGGUGGCCGGCAUCGCAUUUUGGUGGUGGAGGAAACGACGAGCGGAAAGGUAUAAUCGCAUGAACGGCAACGGCCCUCCGCAGGACUCGAUCCCGAAUCAGAGCUCGACGAUGAAUCAGACGAACCAUGUUCAUCAGGUGCCGAAUAUGCAGCAACAAUACCAGCAGUACCAGCAGCAACAACAGCCGGCCAUGCAGAACAUGCAAGCCGUGCAGUCUCCUUCGUCGACGUAUCAGUCCUCCUUGACGGCGGCUCACGUUCAUCAACAUCCACAUACGCAGCAGUACAGGGGCUACAAGGGCUAUGCAGGUUCCAAGCUGCCAAAUCUUUCAGAAGGGGAAUCGUCCGUGACGGGACAGAACGUGACGCCGACGUCCGAGCUUGCGGCUCCGGUACCAUUAGAGUUGCCAAACAACCGCAACGACGAUAGUCAUGAAUACCGGACCAUAACCGCGAGAGGCCAGCAUAUCGACCACCAAAAGAUGAUGGGCAUGGGCCCACUCAAAUAG